Molecule: messenger RNA, 471 nt
Organism: Ogataea parapolymorpha DL-1
Lineage: Eukaryota; Fungi; Ascomycota; Pichiomycetes; Pichiales; Pichiaceae
Exons: 1
Coding region: 1-471 (156 amino acids)
Source: RefSeq, a predicted model, not a curated record
AUGAAUCUCAGAUACGCUACAUCGAUUUUGAUUUUGGCUGUUCUUGGCCAAAAUGCAGAUGCCGCAAGUGAUAUAGCUGGGGCUUCCUCCGGAGCAGCUUCUAAAGUGGGAGCAGCUAGCAGCUCUAUCACUGGAGUCGCAUCUUCUGCCGCAGCAGGAGGCCCUGCUGCAACUGGCAAAACUUCCAGCUACUUAGGAGGAUUGGUUUCUGGAACAACUAACGGUGCUAAAUCCAGUGGUGGCGCUACGGGUGGCUUGGGUGGCACUCACACAACCUCUAAAACCUCUAAAACCUCUAAGGCUGAAGGUUCAAAGAAAUCUUCGUCUGCCGGCAGUGGCCAUACAUCCAAAAGGAGCGGUUCCUCGUCUAACAGCACCUCCAGUAAGUCUGGAGCAGACAAAGUUCAAGCUUACCCUUACUUCAUUACUGGAGGUGUUCUUGCUGUUUCCGCUAUCGUGGCUCUACUCUAG